CUGACUUGAACCCACCACAGCAGAAGAAGCGAGACACCCGAACCUGAAACGAGUCGAUUCGUCGCGAUGGCAUCUCGUCUCGUUGCGGCGGCGGCGUCCUCCACUUCCUCCCCCCUCGCCCGCCUAGUCUCUCGCCGCGGCCUCGCCGGUGCCGCAGACGGCCAUGGGCCUGCGAAGGUGCCCUUAUGGAAGGACCCGAUGAGCCCGAGCAAGUGGAAGGAAGAGCACUUUGUGCUAGCCAGCUUGUCUAUGUGGGGUGCUGUUAUUUAUGGUGGUAUCAAGUUUUUCACUGGGGGGAAGAAGGAAGACAAGGCAGAGGCGGCUCCAGCACAGGCGGCAUAGUUGGUUGCACCAGAGUUGUACCACCUUUCUGCGGCCAAGCAACUAUGUCAAAUAAAAAGAAAUGUUAUGUUGUGCUUUCAAGUUGUUGACGACAAAUUGUGGCAACCAGAGAUUUUGAUUUAUGUAGGCAAGAUUUGGAGAAGCUACACUUACUCUCAGCCACCAUUGAAUAAUCUUGCGGCAGUGUAACUAAAUGUUAGCGGACACUGCAGGUGUUGUACUUGUUUUUCGCAAUUGAUUAAUUGAUGUUUUAAUUUCUGUUGCCACCUACA
Messenger RNA from Setaria italica (foxtail millet), 614 nucleotides. RefSeq lists its product as uncharacterized. The record is from RefSeq and is a predicted model, not a curated record. Bases 67 to 342 code for a protein of 91 amino acids. The transcript has 4 exons. NCBI's taxonomy places the organism in Eukaryota, Viridiplantae, Streptophyta, Magnoliopsida, Poales, Poaceae.